Messenger RNA from Tarenaya hassleriana, 974 nucleotides. RefSeq names its product jacalin-related lectin 19. Lineage: Eukaryota; Viridiplantae; Streptophyta; Magnoliopsida; Brassicales; Cleomaceae. Gene Ontology annotation, molecular function: carbohydrate binding. The record is from RefSeq and is a predicted model, not a curated record.
UAGGUUCUCCUCCUUUAUAAACUUUACGGUGAAGCCAAAUACUCGAUUCUUGCGAUUCUCGUUUGAUCUGUUUACACUCGGGGACGCCUUUCAGCUGCAUUAUAUCUCAAAUUGGGUCCUCAGGAAAUGGACGGAGAGAAGGAUGGGAAACAGAAGGGUCAGAAGAAGAUGGGCGUAUCUGUAGGACCAUGGGGUGGAAAUGGGGGAACCACUUGGGACGAUGGAACCUACCAUGGAGUCCGAGAGAUUAAACUUGUAUAUGACCACUGCAUCGAUUCCAUCUCCGUGGUUUACGACAAGAACGGUAAAUCUGUAAGAGCUGAGAAGCACGGUGGUUUGGGUGGCAACAAGACAGCAGAGGACCACUUGUCUUUUUUCUAGAUAAAGCUGCAAUACCCAGAUGAGUAUUUGAUCUCGAUGAGCAGAUACUACUGCCCGGUGGUUCGUGGCUCAUCCGUGAUCCGGGUACUGACUUUCAAGAGCAACAAACGAGAGUACGGAACUUAUGGAGUGGAACAAGGAACACCCUUCAUUUUCUCGGUUGAAGGAGGGAGAAUCAUUGGGUUGAAUGGAAGGAGUGGUUAGUAUCUUGAUUCCAUUGGGUUCCGUUUAUCACGUCCCAAAUCAACCAAGUUCAUCCACAAGCUUCAGAAGACCAUUCAGAGGCUCACAAGCAAUGUAACAUGAUACUGUCUCCUAUAUGCCGAUCUGCCUAGAAUACAGCACUUAGAUCUAUAUGAAUAAGGAUGUAUUCCGUGUUUCCGCUGCUUGAUUCAGUCUGUCUAUGAAUAUAUGUAAUAUACAUAUAUAUAUAUAUAUAUAUAUAUAUAUAUAUAUAUAUAUGCAGACAUUCGAAACACGAGCUAAUGUAUCAGCAAAAGCAUCAGUGCAAACAUGUAAACCCAGUUGUGUUUUAUACAAGCAAAGCCUACUCCAGAGAGAGCAACUUACAGAAAUAUGGCAACGUUGAAAGA